AUGGAUAACUUGAAUGUUUUCGCUAAUGAAGACAAUCAAGUGAAUGGUUUGAAGCGUCCACCCCCGUCACGAGUGUGUCCAAGGUGUGAUUCUGAUAACACUAAGUUUUGCUUUUACAACAACUACAGUGAAUCUCAACCGCGCUACUUUUGCAAAAACUGUCGUAGAUAUUGGACUCAUGGUGGAGCUUUAAGAAACAUACCAGUUGGUGGAAGUUGUCGUAAACCAAAGCGUCUGAAGGUAGAUCAAUCUUCGAUUUCUGAGAUGGUUUCUGUUGAGAACCAACCAAUUAAUCAUCAAUCUUUCAGACAAACUCAAGAAAACAAUGAGUUUGUUCGAUCUUUUGACGCUUCUUCUUCUGCUACUGUUACUGCCGUUCCGAACCAUUUUGGUUAUCUAAGUGAACUUCAUGGUGUAACAAAUUUGCUUCCAAUUCAAAGUUUUCGAACAAUGGACUGCUUAGAUUUCGGUGAUGAAUCUUUUCAACAAGGUUAUUACGAUGUUGGAUCCAAUGAUUUGAUUGAUAACCCUUUGAUAAACCAAUCCAUCGGUGGGUAUGUUGAUAAUCUUACAAGUUAUUGCAUAAAUCAAGUGGAACCAAAGCUUCAACCACGCUAUGAACAUGAAUCAUAA
Arabidopsis thaliana (thale cress) is the source of this 633-nucleotide messenger RNA. It is a transcript of the gene DOF4.4, whose product is annotated as Dof-type zinc finger domain-containing protein. Gene Ontology annotation, molecular function: DNA-binding transcription factor activity; DNA binding. The record is from RefSeq and is marked reviewed. Gene Ontology annotation, biological process: regulation of DNA-templated transcription. The transcript has a single exon. Lineage: Eukaryota; Viridiplantae; Streptophyta; Magnoliopsida; Brassicales; Brassicaceae. Gene Ontology annotation, cellular component: nucleus. The coding region runs from base 1 to 633 and encodes 210 amino acids.